Molecule: messenger RNA, 3536 nt
Organism: Marchantia polymorpha subsp. ruderalis
Lineage: Eukaryota; Viridiplantae; Streptophyta; Marchantiopsida; Marchantiales; Marchantiaceae
Source: the annotation of a GenBank genome assembly
GAGAAAGUGGCAUAGGGGAGGAGAGGUGGAAAAGGGGAGAUUGUGUUUGUCCUUCGGGGCGUGCCUGACUGCGUCUGCUUGCACAGGCAGGAUGAUGGUGACUCAGACUGUCUUAUCACGAAGCGGAAGAGCAACAUCAGUAACGUCGUCGUUGUCGUCGUCGCUGCCCACGGAAAGGUCAGUGCGAGCUCAUCAGGGGCCUGUGGUGGUCUUUCUUCUUUCGCCUUCGUCUUCGUUUUCGUCUGCGUCCGCGUCUGCGCCUGGAACCAUCGCAUCGCUGGGCCAUCAAGUCGGCAGUAGCCCAGGCAGCCGGGGGGAGAGGAAGAGUUGAGGCUGCUGCUGGUGCUGCUGCUGCAGCAGGUCCUGCUUUAGGAGAAUGAAAAGUUUUACUACCUCCACAAGACGACGAGAGGAGGAGAAGCUGCAGUGUACUAUAUAGGAGUCCAACCGGCCACCACGAAGGGCAGUCCUCACGAUGGGUGAGGGAAACGAGCCGUCUUAGUGCUUUCAAUCUGAAAGAUCAUAACCUUCUUGCUGAGAACGACGAGCACCGUGCUAACUGCUUGAUUUUCUACAGAGGAGCGAGAGAAUCCCCCAAGAAGAAGUAGAAGAAAUUGAACGAGUCAUGAGAGGGAGGAUGUAGGAGCCAAGAAGAGAGGGGAGGAGAGAAUUACGCUGCCCGAUCGCCUUAUUUGAAGACCGCACCUUAACCACACCACCGUGGGCUUGCAAAAUUAAGAUAGACGACGACCAUUUUCUCAAGGCUUGGCUGCUGAUAUGUAAUGACUGAAGGCAGCUUCAGUUCCUAUCAGAUAUUCUGAUUCCUGUCGAGCCUCGCGGCAGGAUUAUAUUCACGACCUUCAUAGCGCGCUUCACUACGCCAUGUCUUAGCCAAUCGUGAUGGGUAGACCACCCGUGAAUGCUUUUAAAUAUGUGGGAUGCAGUAGUCAGGGCGAAAUGCUGAUGUUGUUUCCAGCGUCGUUUCCAAGAUGUUGUUCCGUUGAACGACUCAGCAUGAACCCCCCUCCUCCAUCUCACGCAUCAAAGCUCGAAUGUGAUAUUGAAGAAGAUGGCACUUCAAGAGGAGAGGAGAUGAGUUACUCUUCCACUUUGCAGAACACAUGUGCGACUUCAGUUACCUGCGUAACUCUCGAUCAAGCUUGGUGAAGCUAAGGAAGUUAGAUGCUGCAAGCCCUAAGAAGGGUUGUUCAAUUUGAGUACGACUUAGGAAGUACCUCCGUCAACCUGGAUUGUUACAUGAUCGGUUUUUCUGGUAUCUUAACACGUCGUCUGAUGCGAAGACCACUGAAGAUGGCUUACCACGAGGAGACGAAAAAAAUAGUUCAGGGAGAUAUAAGGAUGGUGUUCACUGCAGCUCAGAGGGCUCACUGCAGUUGUGACAAGUCGAAGCCUUCAAUCAUAGCAGUGGAUAUGGAUGAGAAAUUAUGGUCCAGUCUUCCGGAGGUUUUAGCUGAGGAGGUCAUUGCAAGGCUGCCCUUCAAGUUGUUUUUCCAGUGUUACUUGCUCUCACGGGCAUCUGCGAGGUACGAGAGAGCAUUGAAGGACACAAUGUCCAUGCGCAAGUUUGAAGAGGUGAUUACCUCAGUUUCAUCCAAGUGGCCAAUCUUCUGCCCAGUAUACUUGUUCCGAGAGGGCAUGAUCGGUUUCAACGACCAGUCUCGGACUUGGCAGAAGAUCUUCGACCUCAAGAUGUUUCCCUUUAUACCCAAAGGCAUAUAUACUACGAGGGUCACGUGCUGUGCUGGUUCUUUGAUCGGUUUGGCUAGUGUCAAUUUUGCCAGCACUGAAGGUGUGGACAUUGAAGCCUAUAAGGAUUGGGUGCAUUGGAAAUAUCGACUGUUGGACCAUGAAGUGUACGUGGCAAAUGUCAUAACCAAGAAAUGGGGUCUCCUUCCAUCACGGCCAAACAUGCAACGGCCGGAUAUCAUGCAUAUGAUUCCCGUCGGUUGCAAUGACUACAAGCUCUUUCUGAUCACACAACUCGGGCAUGUUGUAGGUAUCCCGAGUACCAUUUCCACGCAAGUGUACGACUCAUUGUCAAAGUCCUGGACAGAGAAUUGCUCCCAGGCUUUGAUGGCCAAUUGGAAGACCUCAUAUUCCAAUUUUGCCUAUUACAAUGGAGUUUUUUUCAUUGCCACCGGCAGCCGUGAUUACAAUGAUCCCCCAAUUCUCAUGACUCAUGAUGUGGUGAAGGGUACUUGGACUACUAUGAUACCUCCGCUAUCACUCAUCCUCCAGAACGUCAUGCAGUAUCACGUUCUUCUCUGCGGCUCAGAGCUUCUGUUGGUGGUGAGGUUGUUGAGCUCGACCGUGUCCCACUCUACUGAUGGAGAUUCAUUUGUGCGGACGAACUCUUUCCAGAUUUUCAAGCUCGACCUAGCUUCUGGACAGAUCAAGGAAGAAGCCAAAUGCCCUCUCGAGAAUCUCGCCUACGUUUCUUUCGACCAGGUUACAGCCGCAGGGGACUGCAUAUACUUUGGAGGAAGGUAUAUUCAAGAAACUCCUCUGGUCAUAUACAAUGUUCCCAAGAGGGAAUGGAGUUUUCAUCCAUCAGCGUGGAAGUCGCCUAGCUUUACGGAUUCCUGUUUGCCUACCUGGAAUGGGCAGACAUACACUCGCGAGCCCCGAUUGUAUCAUUGGGCACACUAUGCGCUCCAGCCUGGUUUGAAUCCAUUUGCUGAAGUUUAAAAAUAAAGACACAUCUUUCAGGAGUAUCAGAUGCCGCUACAAGGUUGUGUUAUGUCUGGCGAGAAACAAUGAUCAUGCCAGCAAUCACCCAAUCUCUUCCACAUUCCCAGAGUGAAAUCUGCCUGAUUCAGAUGUUUUACAUCCGUAUGGCUUGAUUGAAGACGGCUUGUUGGGUAGACCUUACCUGUAUUUCAGAAAGGAUGGUCAGUAGAUCUGCGUCUUGACCUUGUCUAUCUCAUCUAUUUGUUUUGACUGGCUUUUGUGUGUUUGGUAUUUCGACUUUUUAUUUUUACUUAUACAAGCGAGCCUAGCUAGUAUCAGCUCUUGGAACUACCUCGGGGAAGGAUCUGACUUCAGCGAAAUUUAACCUCACAGACAAGGUAUAUCUAUGUCGCACUGGUAAGUGAACUACAGUCAUAAAAACUCCUACUCGGUCAUCUAAGUGAACUUCACCCGCUUCAAACAGCUUGCUAUCAUCACUCACCGUUAGCAAUAGAUGUACAAGAUCUAUUCCCUUAAAUAAAGGCUUGCGGAUAGUAUCUGAGUGUGCAUCUUGUCGCUGAUCAAGUAACGUCCUAUACACUGCGAAUAGACUAAGCCAUUACAUGCAUCACUACGGAGACUAUUGUCUCCAUAUCAAAAAUUCCGACUUCAACUGCAACGAUUCCCAGAACUAUGUACAAGAAGGAAGUACGAUGCACGUACAAUAUGCGAGACAUGAAUUUCACUGGUUACUAAUAUCAAUCAUAUUAGUUGAAACAUUCAUGCUAGCAUCAACUAAAGAAGACUUUUCCUCUUUUGAGCAUGAAACCCUGUUAUGGACUCAG